UUCCAUACCCCUUUUCACACUCUAAAACUCAUCUUAUAACCAAAGGCGCUUUUAACCCUUCACCCACGAAUCUCAGUCUAAAACCCCAAAAUCAACACCCAAUAAACAUCAUUUCCAACGCCUUCCCCUAUCAAUUUUAUUUUUUAUACAAUUUCAUCCAGAAUCCGACGUCACAGAUUUUUUAACCACUGAUCUUUCUUCAAUUUUACUCCACAACAAUUUUCUGAUCCGCAACCCAUCACCAACAAUUUUCACUUUCCACUGAUCUACAGAUUUUUCAGUAAUUUACAGAUUUUUCCAGUAAUUUACAGAUUUCGAAUUUUUUUCAAAAUUUUGAUUAUUGGAUCUUAAAUUUAAUUUAUUUGAUCUUAAAUUGGAUUAAUUUAUUGGAUCAUAAAAUUUCUGGGAUUAAAAUUUUUUUGGGAAAAGUUAGAAAAUGUCAGAGGAUAAUCACAGAUCAGAGCUGAUUUACACGGCCAAGCUCGCCGAACAGGCCGAACGCUACGACGAGAUGGCGAAUGCGAUGAAGACUUUGGUGGAGACUUGUGUUUCAGAUAAAGAAGAAUUAACCGUUGAAGAACGUAAUUUACUGAGUGUGGCAUAUAAGAAUAGUGUUGGUUCGAGGCGUGCGAGUUGGCGUAUAGUGAGUAGUGUGGAGCAGAAGGAGGCGAGUAAGAACAACACCAGUCACAAGGCGCUCGCCCGCCAGUACCGCGUCAAAAUCGAAGGCGAACUUAACGAAAUCUGUAACAAUAUCCUCUCACUCCUCAACAAUAAACUCAUCUCCUCGACUAAUGAGAGUGAGAGUUUGGUGUUUUAUUAUAAGAUGAAGGGUGACUACUACCGUUACGUGAGUGAGUUUUCCUGUGACGACAACAAGACCAACGCCAGCACUAACGCCAAGGAAAGCUACCAACGUGCCACUGAAAUCGCAGAAAAUGAACUAAAACCCACUCAUCCCAUUAGGUUGGGAUUGGCAUUGAAUUUUUCGGUGUUUUUUUAUGAGAUUUUGAACAAGCCUCACGAGGCGUGUGAGAUGGCGAAGCGUGCGUUUGAUGAUGCGAUUACGGAGUUCGACUCGGUCUCGGAGGACUCGUACAAGGACUCCACACUCAUAAUGCAGUUACUCAGAGAUAACCUCACACUCUGGGCAUCAGACAUACAGUCCGACUCCGUCGACGACAGACAAAACAAACCCGAUGAAUAAUCUCCUACAUACUCCA
Messenger RNA from Theileria parva strain Muguga, 1223 nucleotides. RefSeq lists its product as uncharacterized. Lineage: Eukaryota; Apicomplexa; Aconoidasida; Piroplasmida; Theileriidae. The coding region runs from base 437 to 1207 and encodes 256 amino acids. Gene Ontology annotation, biological process: signal transduction. The record is from RefSeq and is a predicted model, not a curated record. Gene Ontology annotation, cellular component: cytoplasm. The transcript has 5 exons.